Molecule: messenger RNA, 1775 nt
Organism: Cyprinus carpio (common carp)
Lineage: Eukaryota; Metazoa; Chordata; Actinopteri; Cypriniformes; Cyprinidae
Product: GTPase IMAP family member 8-like
Molecular function (GO): GTP binding
Source: RefSeq, a predicted model, not a curated record
GUUUCCAGGAAGCUGAAACCAGUUCAAGUUAAUCUGUACCGACACAUUUAUUAGUACGUGCACAGAACCGACAAAAAAUGUUUAAAGGUUAAUCAAUUUUAUUUAAAAAACAAAUAAAGAUUUGACAACACAAAACGGAGAAAAAGGAGAUUGAGAGUGAGGAAAAAAGUAAAGAGAGAAAGAAGACACUGACGCGAACAUCAAAAACUUCAAACUCCUAAUCUGUGACGCAGAAUGGAGGCUGGAGAGGACUCAGAUUAUCACGACAAUUAUACAGCUCUUCCAGAAAUAAAGGCCAUUAUAAUAGGUAGUAAAGCAGAGUACAAAUGCACUGCAGCUAAUACCAUUCUUAGCCACACUGACUGGAAAGUGGGUAAAGAGAUAGUCAAGAGUGAAAUGAAGCAGACGACAAUUCAGAACAGGUCUGUUACUUUGGUAAUGACACCAGGAUGGUGGAGGAGCUUCACGCUGGCAGAGAGUACAAAGUAUAUACAGAUGGAGAUUGUGCACAGCUUAAAACACUGUCCUGAUCCACAUGCCUUUCUUCUAGUCAUCAGUCUACACAAACCAUUCACAGACAUGCACCUUAAAAGUGUGGUGGAGCACAUGGAGAUUUUUGGUGAGCAGAUCUGGAACCACACCAUCGUUCUGCUCAUGUAUGACAACACAGAGCAGAGAAAUGCAGAUAGCAAGCAACUAAUUGAGAGAGCAGGGAAAGAGCUUGAUAUUGUAAUAAAGAAAUGUGGGAACAGAGUUCAUGUUUUCAAUUAUACUGACAGCAGGGGGAUAAAUGUGGAAAAACUGUUUCAUGAGAUAGAGAGACUGGUAGCUGAGCAUCAAGGACAGUGCUUUAAAAUUGACAGCAAACUGCUUGAAGAUAUGGAGGAAAAGAGAAGCACUAUGGAGAAACAAGCAAAGGAGAGAGAGAAUGAAGUAAAAACAAAGAUGCAAAGCUUGAAAAAAUGUCUAACAGAGAGAAGUUGUGGUUUUCCAGAAUUAAGGAUUGUCUUGAUGGGUGGCAGAUUUGUUGGGAAGACCUCAGUGAUGAACACUAUCCUGAAAAUCAAACAAGAGUUUAGCAACUCUAAAAAGUGUGUGAUGAGAGAGGGAGAGGUUGACAAGAGAAAAGUCAUUUUAAUCGACACACCUGGAUGGUGGCCGUACGCAUCUGUAAAGGAAACAUCAGAGUCAGUCAAGCAGGAGAUCAUGUCAAGUGUUACUAUGUGUUCACCAGGACCUCAUGCAGUUUUGCUGGUUCUGCAGUCUGAUGUCGCCUUCACUGAAGCACAAAGGAGGUCUGUCAAGGAGCACAUGGAGCUCCUGGGUCAAAAUGUCUGGAAGUACUGUAUAGUGGUGUUCACCAGAGGCGACUGGAGGGGGACUUCCACUAUUGAAGAGCACAUUGAGAGUGAAGGAGAAACUCUGCGGAUGCUGAUAAAUAAAUGUGGAAACAGGUAUCACAUUCUUAACAACAUGCAGUGGGAUGAUGGGAUACAGGUCAGAGAGUUGAUGGAGAAAGUGGAGAUGAUGGCCAGAGGAAACACAGAUCUCCUGACACCAGUGGAAGCAGCAAUGGAGGAGACUGACAGUGGCUGGGGAUCUAACUGGUCAGACCAAGACAAGUUAGAGAGAGGAAGCUUAAAGCUCGAUCCACCUAACAUGCAUGAUGACAAAGUCAAAAAAUGGCUUGAAAACAUAGAAAUUGUGUCUAACUACAGGACCUCAUCAGACUUUUCACAAGACAUUUUAGAGGAUGAAUCAAGAUAACAGAUGGU